UGGUGAAGCAGGAAGGAGGGACAUAUUAUCCAGAUUCAGAGGCAUAAAACAAUGGAGUUAGGCCUGACUGCCUGUGUUUCAGAAUAUAACGUCGUCAAAGAGUAGUUGGAGAAUUAAGCAAUGGCAGCAUCAACAUCAUGGAUGUAUAGUUAUACAGCUGCUGUUCCGCCUAAUCAGAUAAUGUGUUCUUCCGUCAAUCCCAUACCAACAUUCAUCAAUUACAUUACAAAGGAUACCUCCUCUGUUUCUCGUGGUUGCGAGAGAAGAUCGCUACUGAUGAAAACCGGUAUGCUUGCUCUAAGCUUCAUUCCUACUAGUUCGGCUUUAUGUAAAGAAAUCCCUGAAAACUAUAUGGAGUUUGUUGAUAAACAAGACGGCUAUUCUUAUGUUUACCCAUCAGAUUGGAGGGAAUUCGACUUCAUAGCACAUGAUUCUGCAUUUAAAGACAGGUACUUGCAGCUUCAGAAUGUGAGAUUGAGCUUUAUACCUACAGACAAGAAUGACAUCCAUGAUUUGGGUCCAAUGGAAAAUGUAGUUCAAGAUUUAGUGAACAAGGUAUAUGCAGCACCAAACCAAGCGACUUUCAUUAAAGACAUACAAGAGCGUUCAGUCGAUGGAAAAAAUUACUACACUUUUGAGUACAAUCUUACUUCUCCGAAUUUCUCUGUGACUCGUUUCACAACAAUCGCCAUUGCUAAUGGGAGAUAUUACACAUUAACUGUUUCAGCAAACGAUAGAAGAUGGAGGAGAGUCCGAAAUAAGCUUAAAGUUGUUGCUGACUCUUUCAAGGUGUUUGAAAUCUAGUAUAAUUUAUCUGCAUAUAGUUUCUUGUAUUGGAACUGAUAUAUUGGUUCAUGUAGCCGACUCCAAUCUUCUGAAAUUAAGGCUCUGACAUUAUUGUACUUCUAGAAGAAUCAGAGUAUAAUCCUUAAGUCAACUAUACUCAUGUAGCGAUAGCAAAAGGUAUUGCACAUGUAUUUCCAUUUCGAUGUUA
Molecule: messenger RNA, 994 nt
Organism: Amaranthus tricolor (Joseph's coat)
Lineage: Eukaryota; Viridiplantae; Streptophyta; Magnoliopsida; Caryophyllales; Amaranthaceae
Product: photosynthetic NDH subunit of lumenal location 1, chloroplastic
Exons: 7
Coding region: 121-804 (227 amino acids)
Biological process (GO): photosynthesis
Cellular component (GO): photosystem II oxygen evolving complex; extrinsic component of membrane; photosystem II
Molecular function (GO): calcium ion binding
Source: RefSeq, a predicted model, not a curated record